ACAAUGGAAAAUCUAUACUGAUUUUCGCAGAGUAAUAAAAAGUUAAUACUGUCAGAGUGAAUGUGAUUACACUUUCUGGAAAUACCCUAAAAUUGUUAGCUUCUUCAUCAAUGAAGGGAAAUAUCACUGUAAAUUCAAGCAAUUUACAUGUUCAUUUUGCUUUUGUAGUCUGAAAUUUGACGAAUUCGCCGUUCGAACAUGUCUGGCUCAAACGACGGUGACAAGAAUGGGAGGAAACGUAAUCUUCCUUCAUGGAUGAGUUCAAGACCAGGCUCAAGUGGUUUGGGUCAGAAUAAAUCAAAUGAUGAAGGUGAGAUGACGGAGACAGCUGAGCAAGCGAAAGGUGGAAGAAAAACCAACCAUGGCAAAACACUUCCCGACGAAGCUGAGAACGAAGCACAUUUUUCAAAUUUUUCAAAACUUAUGGAAGGGGUUGUAUUUGUCCUAUCAGGUUUUGUCAAUCCCGAGCGUGGUACAUUAAGGUCCCAGGCUUUAGAAAUGGGAGCCAAGUAUCAACCUGAUUGGAACUCGGAUUCCACACUCUUGAUCUGUGCAUUUUCCAACACACCAAAGUUUCGUCAAGUUGAAGCAGAUAAUGGAACAAUUGUAUCGAAGGAGUGGAUAACAGAGUGUUAUAAACAACGGAAACUUGUUGAAAUUGAAACUUACUUAAUGCAUGCUGGCAAGCCUUGGAAACAUCAAAGUGUCUCUCAUGAAUCCAGCCAAGAUCAAAAACCAUCAACAUCUAGAAAAUCCCAUACAAGAGCACAGAAAAGUUCACCUGUUAAGACAACUAUUGCUCCUUCAUCUGAGGAGGUACAUUGUGAUAAAGUAAAAGAUGGUUUCUCUCCAUCUAAAGUGAAAAAAUGGGCUAUAGAUGAUCUUAACCGGACGAUAUCAUGGCUGGAGAAUCAAGAUGAAAGGCCAGAGCCCCAUGAGAUGAAGAAAAUAGCUGCUGAGGGAAUUCUAACCUGUUUACAGGAUGCCACAGAUUCUCUUAAGCAAGGGCAGGAUAUGCGUCAAAUAACUGAGCAGUGGGAAUGCAUCCCUCGUGCGGUUGAGGAGCUGGCAAAGUUUGAUGGUAGUAGUGUUGGUUCAGCUACACUGCACAAGGAUCUUUGCAAGCAAGCUGUGACCUGUAAACAAAUUUAUGAGCUGGAGUACAGAAAUAGAGAAGACGAUGAACUUUUGAAGAUGAAAGAGCAGAGAACUCGUGUAAGUGGAAAGGCUGGUGGCGCUGCCAAGGAUAAUUCUGCAUAUGACAGUGAUGAUACCGUUGAGAUGACAGAAGAGGAAAUUAACCAAGCUUAUAAUGCUGUAGCAUCUACCAUUAAAAACACUCAGCGAGUGUGAAAAUGGGGAGGUAGAGUAGACGGAUAUCGGCUUAACCUAAUCUUCAUUCCUUUCUCCUUUUUUUUUGGUUGUUUUAUUUCUUUUGGCCUGUGAAUGGAGAAAGAUAUAUUAGUUUUAUAUUUGAACUGAGUAUCAA
Molecule: messenger RNA, 1489 nt
Organism: Solanum dulcamara
Lineage: Eukaryota; Viridiplantae; Streptophyta; Magnoliopsida; Solanales; Solanaceae
Product: DNA-repair protein XRCC1
Exons: 7
Coding region: 199-1353 (384 amino acids)
Biological process (GO): base-excision repair; single strand break repair; double-strand break repair via nonhomologous end joining
Molecular function (GO): damaged DNA binding
Source: RefSeq, a predicted model, not a curated record